UCUCUUUUUAUCCCCGUUUCCAUUGUCAUACCUUUGAUUUUUUCUAUUGCUCCCUCCAUACCUACACCUCCCUUGUCUCCCCCAAAGUUUUCUCUCCUCGUCUCUGUUUCUCUCUCUGUAUCUCUGGGGUUUCUGUCCCCCCUCCUUCUUGCCGUCAAGCUGGAUUUCCUGCAGGUGAAGCAUCUGAAGAGGAAGAGGAAGAGCAACUACAGUGUGAGAGAAACACAGACUCUCAUCAGGGAGAUCCACAAGAGGACAGAUGUGUUGUUUUCCAGACAGCAGAACACAGCCAUUAAUGAGCUGAAGAGACAGGCAUGGGAGGAGGUGGCACGGAGUGUUAAUGCACUGGGGGAGGGAGAGCUUCGCACUGCUGCCGAGGUGAAGCGUCGUUACCUGGACUGGCGUGCACUCAUUAAGAGAAAACAGCUCCGGGCUGAGCUCUCCCUCUCCUCCGCCUCAUCCUCAUCUGUGCCCCUGAAGACUGAGUACGAUCAGUCCUCCCCUGAGCAUGAGGCAGCUUCUCUGGGAUCGGGAUGUGACCAGCUGCUUGACCUUUCGGGGCUCUCGAAGGAUUGCCACUGCGACUGGCCGGAGCUGACGGGUCUUGGUGAGCCGAGUGGGCAGGCCAUGAUGGCUCCGCUGGGUGUGAAGAUGGAGGACGAUGUCAGUGAAUACAGACUGGAUGGUGAUGGUGAUAUAGGAGACGGAGAAAUAGAUGAAGAUGAUAUCCCCUCCCUCCUCAGUGACAUUGAGUCACGCGGUGAGGGGCACGUUGGUGAUGUUUACUCCCACAAUGACUUGGACAUGCUCAGCUCCUCCAAGGCCCCAACCUCCACCACCAACAGAGACCUGCCCCUCGCUGGUGGCAUGAUGGGGAUGCCUGCCCAUGCUCUGGGUGCUCUGAACAAUCAUGACAACAUGGGCACGGGUUUUCUGGUUGUUGUUGAGAAACAGCGAUUAGAGCUGGAAAAACAGCGCCUGGCUGUGGAAACCGAACGCCUGGCAGUGGAGAAAGAGCGGCUGGUGGUGGAGAAGGAGCGACUUCGUCAGAUGGAGGUGGAGAGGGAGAGACUGCAGCUGGAGAGAGAGAGGUUACAGGUGGAGAGGGAGAGGCUGAGGCUUCUGCUCCUCAGUCAUUCAGAGCAUUCUGACUCCUCCUUAAACCUACCACCACAACAAGGCCCGCCCUCGUCCUCCACGCCUUCUUUAUCCUCCACCCAGGAUGGGCAGAGGGAGAGAGAGAAAGAAAGUCAAGGCUGGAUGCCAGUAGUGAAUCUGGAGACAGAGAGGCUAAAACUGGAGAAGGAGAGACUGCAGCUGGAGAAAGAGAGGCUGCAGUUCUUCAAAUUUGAGGCUGGCAGACUGCAGAUUGAGAGAGAACGCCUCCAAGUGGAGAAGGAGAGAAUGCAGCUGCACAAAGAUCAUUAGAGCCGCUGAGAUGAGGGAGAGAGAGAGAUAAAUACAUUAGAUUUUCACCAGCUUCAGGGGUGCUUUUAAUACUGAAAACAACCCAGAAUGUGAGGAUUUCCAUCAGCAGCUGCUCCCUUAUCAAGCUCCCCACACACAUAUCCUUAAGGAAGACGUGAGGCCAUUAAAAUGAUCAUUCCUGACUGGAACUCGGCCAAGGAGAAGACUGAGAUGAAGGGCUGGCAUAUUUACGACCACCAUGAUAAAGCUGUGCCUUACGAUGUCUUCAUAAAAUGGGUGACAGGACGGGGAAGAUGCCAUGAUGAUAAAAUGUAGAAUUUGUUGGGCACAUGCAGCCGGUUAGCCCUGAACAUGAUUUAUAAAAUGUUCAGCGCCUCAUCUAAAUACAGUAACAUACAAAAUGUGCUGUACAAAAAAAUUAAAUGCUGGGAUAUCAAUGCAACACAUGCAUACAAGUGUAGCAAUGUUUUUAUGAUGUAUAGACUGAAUCACAGUGACACUGGGCUAACAACAACAAUCACUUCCAGGUAGACAAAUGGCCAUUGAUUUCAAUUGUGGAGAUAUGGACAAUUGGCAGACUUGUUUAUUUCUGUCAUCAUUUUCAGCCGUGACUGAAAAGUAUAUAGCUAAACUAAAAAAAUCAAUAUCAGUGUAAGUGAACAUGAUAUUUGGAUUAUUUGUUCUCCACUUCUCCAUAUCAGCCCGAUUUCGCAGUGUCUUACGUUGUUGGCUUGGAUCGUGAACAACAGUGAGUGUCAUGUGCGAUAAUCCAUCGUUUUAUCUCAUGUAGUGUGUCAAAGUAGACGACAACCGGGAUGCUGGGAUGCCUCAUGACAUACCGACAGAAAGUCUAGCGUGUUUGAUUUUCUUUUCGUUCACGACUUCUCCCGUCACAGCUGUCACUUUGACCAAUAGAAACACAGAGCAAUCUGCUGCCAUGAUUGUAUGUCUACAACACACCAGCUUUUUUUUUUUUUAAGAUAUUUUAUGAUAGGACAGAUAAAUAAAAGAUAGAUAAUUGAUAGGACAGCUUAAGCGUGAAGGGGGGAGAAAGAGAGGGAAGGACA
Messenger RNA from Epinephelus lanceolatus (giant grouper), 2495 nucleotides. It is a transcript of the gene msantd4, whose product is annotated as Myb/SANT-like DNA-binding domain containing 4 with coiled-coils. NCBI's taxonomy places the organism in Eukaryota, Metazoa, Chordata, Actinopteri, Perciformes, Serranidae. The record is from RefSeq and is a predicted model, not a curated record.